AUGGUCGACGAUGUUCCACCGAUUAUAAAUAUUUCUAUCGCUCUAAAAAUUCAACCGAAUGAUGGACCGGUGUUUUUCAAGGUGGAUGGGACCAGAUUCGGCCAGAGCAGGACAAUAAAAUUGCUUACAGGGUCGAAGUAUAAGGUUGAAGUGGUUAUGAAGCCGGGCAAUGCUGAUGCCGCCACCAUGAACAUCGGAGGUAUCACUCUCCCUCUAGAGCAGCAGUCCAAAGAUGAGGAGUCAGUGGUGUACCAUGGACACUAUGACUCAGAGGGAGUGCCUCACACCAAGAGUGGGGACAGGCAACCUGUCCAAGUCAGCAUAGAGUUUGGAAAGGCGGGCCAAUUCGAGACGAUAUGGCAAGUGAAGUACUAUAACUACUACAAGCGAGACCAAUGCCAGUUUGGGAACAAAUUCACCAAUAUCGAGUACGAAUGCAAGCCCAAUGAGACGCGCAGCCUGAUGUGGAUCAACAAAGAGGCGUAUAAUUGA
This is a messenger RNA of Salvelinus namaycush (lake trout), 492 nucleotides long. Its product is annotated as CB1 cannabinoid receptor-interacting protein 1-like. The transcript has 3 exons. Gene Ontology annotation, molecular function: type 1 cannabinoid receptor binding. Gene Ontology annotation, cellular component: plasma membrane. The coding region runs from base 1 to 492 and encodes 163 amino acids. NCBI's taxonomy places the organism in Eukaryota, Metazoa, Chordata, Actinopteri, Salmoniformes, Salmonidae. The record is from RefSeq and is a predicted model, not a curated record. Gene Ontology annotation, biological process: negative regulation of signaling receptor activity.